GGCACCCUGGGCGGAUGCCCGAAGACUCCGCCUUCCCAAGAGCCCCUGCGGCGGGGCGGAAAGAUGGCGGCAUCGGCCAGACAACCCUAAAGCAGCGGCAAUGGAGCCUCCGUCGUCGCCGGGGCCGGAGCGGCUCUUUGAUUCGCACCGGCUCCCGGGUGACGGCUUCCUGCUCCUCGCGCUACUACUCUACGCUCCAGUCGGGUUCUGCCUCCUCGUCCUGCGCCUGUUUCUUGGGAUCCACGUCUUCCUGGUCAGCUGCGCGCUACCAGACAGUGUCUUUCGCAGGUUCGUGGUACGGACCAUGUGUGCAGUGCUGGGGCUCGUGGCCCGGCAGGAGGACUCUGGACUGCGGGAUCACCGUGUCAGGGUCCUCAUUUCCAACCACGUGACACCUUUCGACCACAACAUAGUCAACCUGCUCACCAGCUGUAGCACCCCUCUACUCAAUAGUCCCCCAAGCUUUGUGUGCUGGUCUCGGGGCUUUAUGGAGAUGGAUGGUCAGGGCGAGUUGGUGGAGUCACUCAAGAGAUUCUGUGCUUCAACAAGGCUUCCCCCUACCCCUCUGCUACUAUUUCCCGAGGAAGAGGCCACCAAUGGCCGGGAGGGGCUCCUGCGCUUCAGUUCCUGGCCAUUUUCUAUCCAGGAUGUGGUACAGCCUCUUACCCUGCGAGUCCAGAGACCCCUUGUCUCCGUGACGGUGUCAGAUGCAUCCUGGGUCUCAGAACUGCUGUGGUCACUUUUCGUCCCUUUCACGGUGUAUCAAGUAAGGUGGCUCCGUCCUGUUCAUCGACAGCUGGGGGAGGGGAGUGAAGAGUUUGCCCUCCGUGUACAACAGCUGGUGGCCAAAGAAUUGGGCCAGACGGGGACACGACUCACUCCAGCAGACAAAGCAGAGCACGUGAAGCGACAGAGACACCCCAGAUUGCGCCCGCAGUCAGCCCAGUCUUCUUUCCCUCACUCCCCUGGCCCUUCUCCUGAUGUGCAUCUGGCAACUCUGGCUCAGAGAGUGAAGGAGGUUUUACCCCAUGUUCCACUGGGCGUCAUCCAGAGAGACCUAGCCAGGACUGGGUGUGUAGACUUGACCAUCACUAACCUGCUUGAGGGAGCCGUAGCUUUCAUGCCUGAAGACAUCACUGAGGGGACCCAGUCCCUUGCCACAGCCUCCACUCCCAAGUUCCCCAGCUCUGGCCCGGCAACCCCUCAGCCCACAGCCCUCACAUUUGCCAAGUCCUCCUGGGCCCGGCAGGAGAGUCUACAGGAGCGAAAGCAGGCGCUGUAUGAAUACGCGAGAAGGCGAUUCACAGAGAGGCAGGCCCAGGAGGCUGAUUGAGUACAGGAUGGCACCCAGAGCCGCAGGACGGAGACUGGGGGCAGCCCUCACCCAACUCACAACAGGCCGGAUGGGUGGGUGCUAAGGGGAGGAAUGGGGCUCCCCCCAGUGUCACAUUAAAUUCAGGGUUUUCACUCAA
Budorcas taxicolor (takin) is the source of this 1472-nucleotide messenger RNA. It is a transcript of the gene AUP1, whose product is annotated as AUP1 lipid droplet regulating VLDL assembly factor. The record is from RefSeq and is a predicted model, not a curated record. Lineage: Eukaryota; Metazoa; Chordata; Mammalia; Artiodactyla; Bovidae. The coding region runs from base 101 to 1333 and encodes 410 amino acids. Gene Ontology annotation, cellular component: membrane. The transcript is spliced from 12 exons. Gene Ontology annotation, molecular function: ubiquitin binding.